GUAUACUAUAUUAGUAUCCAGUCGCGAGUGUCGAGUAGCGCACGGUCCGUACACACGACAUUGAAUCGCAAGACGCGAAUUGCCUAUUCAGCCACUAUAGGCUAAACAGAUCAAACUUUUACGAAAAUGUCUGAAACAAGUGAUGAUGAAACUAUAAUUUUGUACUAUUUUUAUCGGAAAUAAAGAAAUCGUCGUAACAGAAGAUACUGGGUUCAUCCGUAUAUAGAGAGAAACAUAAAGUGCAGACUGUUUGUAGCUGCAAAAGAAUUACAACAAACAGAUGCGAAAUUCCUAUCAUUGUACAGGAUGUCCAAAGAGAGGUAUACACAUUUAGUGGAGUUACUUGUUCCACAUAUACACCAGAGAGAUACACACAUGAGAGAGUGUGUGAGCGCAGAGGAAAGGAUUCUAAUAACAAUCAGGUAUUUGGCAACUGGCGCAACAUUCACAUCGAUUUCCUUAUAUUUUGCUCGAGGAGACUCUACAGUAUCAAGAAUAAUUGGAGAAAUAACAGCAAUCAUAUGGGAUGCCUUGAAAGACAUUUAUAUGCCAACACCGGAUAAAAAUCAAUGGAAAAUAAUAGCACAACGUUUUCAUUUACUAUGGAAUUUGCCUAAUUGUUUGGGUGCUCUAGAUGGAAAGCACAUAAGAAUAGAAAAGCUACCAAACUCAGGAUCGCUUAACUUCAACUACAAGUCGUAUCAUUCAAUUGUUCUCAUGGCAUGCAGUGACGCUGAUGGCCUCUUUAUAUACAUCGAAACAGGAUUUGCUGGCAGGAACAGUGAUGGUGGUAUAUUUCGUGCUUCAGCAAUCAAACAUUUCAUUGAAGGGGACAAUCUUGAUCUUCCUACUCCUUUACGAUUACCCAAUGAUGAUAACAACUACAAGUUUCCAUUUUACUUUGUCGGAGAUGAAGCGUUUCCGCUAUUGCAUUAUUUGCUACGGCCAUAUCCACAAAGAGUACUUGAUAAUACGAAAAGAAUAUUUAACUAUAGAUUGAGUAGAGGAAGGAAGACUGUAGAAUGCGCUUUUGGGAUGAUGACGGGAAUGUUUCAGGUUCUAAGCACUGCGAUAAGAUGCCACGACAAUAUAAAGAUUAAUAAUAUUGUAAAAUCAGUAUGUAUUUUACACAACUAUGUUAGGAAAAGAGAAGGGCUUCCAUAUCGUGCGUAUGAAGAAAAUUCCAAUAGUACACAUGGUAUAAUACAACCUCAGCAAAUUCAAUUGAAUGCGCAGUCUUCUCCAAAACUAUUUAGCUAACUACUUUCUUAAACCUCAGGUAGGACUCCCAUGGCAAUAUAAUUGUAUUGUAUAAAUUUUGUUAGUCUGUUUAAAUAACAAAAUUCUGUAAAUGCAAAUAAAUAUUUUACUGUACCACACACCAUUAAGUACUGUAGCAAGUUCUAUUUUCUAAUUUUAACUAUUAAUUUAACAUCAGAUAUUCCCUGUGUUCUGUUUAUGGUUUAGUGGAUACGGAUAUCUGGUACAUUACUAGUUAGUAGCUAAUCAUGAUCCUAGAUCACAAUAACAUGGGUAAUCCGGCGGGUUACAACAUCGGCUAUCAUAAUAAAAUGUACACAAAAUAUCGUGUAUAUGCGUAAAAAAAUCUUAAUAAAAAACAUACUGC
Molecule: messenger RNA, 1627 nt
Organism: Acanthoscelides obtectus
Lineage: Eukaryota; Metazoa; Arthropoda; Insecta; Coleoptera; Chrysomelidae
Source: the annotation of a GenBank genome assembly